Molecule: messenger RNA, 2937 nt
Organism: Rotaria sordida
Lineage: Eukaryota; Metazoa; Rotifera; Eurotatoria; Philodinida; Philodinidae
Source: the annotation of a GenBank genome assembly
AUGGCAACUCAUGCAGGAAAUCCAAAUAUGGAAUUAUUAAUUCCAAUGAUCAAUCAAUUACAACAUAUAUUUACAUCAGUUAAUGCAAAAUUAACAUUAACACUACCACAAAUAGCAGUUGUUGGCGCUCAAUCAGCUGGUAAAAGUUCUGUACUUGAAAAUAUUGUCGGACGUGAUUUUCUACCUCGUGGUGGAAACAUGGUUACAAAACGACCACUUGUACUGCAAUUAAUAACAUCACAAGGUCAAGAAUAUGCAAUAUUUGGACAUAAACCACAACAAAGAUUUAUUAAUUAUGCUGAUGUUCGAGCAGAAAUUGAAAAUGAUACUAAAGCUAUUGUACGAGAUGAUAUGGGAGUAUCAAGUUUACCAAUUAAUUUAACAAUUUUUUCACCACAUGUUGUUAAUCUUACUCUGGUCGAUUUACCAGGCAUGGUUAAAGUACCAUCUCAAGGACAACCUGCAGAUAUUGUAAAAAAAAUCGAUGAUAUUAUUCUCGAAUAUAUAAGCAAUGAAAAUUGUCUUAUAUUAGCUGUUACACCAGCUAAUAUUGAUCUUGUGACAUCAGAUGCUUUAGUUAUGGCACGUAGUCGAGAUCCAAUGGGUAAACGUACAAUUGGUGUAUUAACUAAACUUGAUAUGAUGGGUAAAGGACAUAAUGCUCGUGAAGUACUUUUAAAUAAAGUUGUUGUUCUCGAACGAGGUUUUAUUGGUGUUGUUCUUCGUGGUCAACGUCUUGAUGAAUAUGGUCGAGCAUCAAAAGAAUUUGACAUUCCGGGUGCAUUAGAACAUGAACGUCAAUUUUUUCAAAACGAUCCAGCAUAUCGUGAUAUUGCUGAUCGAUUAGGUGUACCAUAUUUACAACGUACACUUAGUAUUCAAUUAACUGAACAUAUACUUAAAUGUUUACCUGAUUUACAACGAGAAUUACAAUCUCGACAUCGUGAUUUAGCAAAAGAAGUUGCUGAAUAUCGUGCAUCAGCUACGUUUGAUACAUCAACAACUUCGGAUACAAAAGCACUUGUCGGAUUAACACAUGAAUUACAUGAAACUUUUGAUACAGCAUUACAGGGUACACAUUUAAAAGAAGCUGAUUUAAAAACAUUAACUGGUGGUGCACGUAUUGCUAACAUAUUUCGUGAACGUUUUCCAUUUGAAUUAGUCAAAACUGAAUUACAAGAUAAAGAUAUGCGUAAUCAAACAAUAGUUGCAAUUAAAAAUAUUCGUGGUUUUCGAUCGGGUCUAUUUACUCCUGAUGAAGCAUUUGAAUAUAUUGUACAAAUGCAAAUAUCUAAAUUUGAAGAUCCAGUUAUGAAAUGUGUUGAUAUGGUUGUAUCAGAAUUACUUUCUAUUAUUCAUGAAUCAACAAAUAAAAUGAAACGUUAUCCAUUAUUAAGACAAGCAACAGAAGAUUUAUUAACACAAUAUUUACGAGAUCGUGAAAUUGCAACUAAACAAGCUUGUUCAACUUAUAUUCAAACUCAAUUAUCUUAUAUUAAUACGAAUAAUGAAGAUUUUAUUGGAUUUGCAGGUGCAGAGAAAUCAGUUAGUGCCGGUGAAACCAAACGAACUGUUACCACUCAGGUUAUUCGUAAAGGAUUUCUUCGUGUUCAUACUGGUGUUAAAUUAUUUCAAGCAAAAGAUUAUUUCUUUGUUUUAUCAACCGAUAAUCUUUCUUGGUUUACAGAUUCUGAUGAAAAAGAAAAAAGAUAUAUGUUACCAUUAGAAAAUCUUAGAAUUCGUGAUGUUGAAGGUGGUUUUAUGGCUAAACGACCACAAUUUGCGAUAUUUAAUACUGAAGGAAAAAAUGUUUAUAAAGAACAUAAAACUCUUGAAUUAUCAGUUGAUAAUAGCGAAGAACUUGAUACAUGGAAAGCAUCAUUUUUACGUGCUGGUGUUUAUCCAGAACGUGAACAACGACCAGAAGAUCCACAAGCAGCAGCUGAAGUUGGUCCUGUUGAUCCACAUAUGGAACGACAAGUUGAAACAAUCAAUAAAUUAGUAACAUCAUAUAUGCAAAUAGUUGCUCGAAUGACACGUGAUUACAUUCCAAAAACAAUUAUGUAUCAUAUUGUUCAAAAUUUACAAAAAUUUGUAGCUAAAGAAUUAUUAGCACAUCUUUAUGCUUUUCCUGAUCCAAAAUCAUUAUUACAAGAAUCUGAAGAAGAACGACAACGACGAGAAUCAAAACUUGCAGAAUUUGAAGCAAUUAAGAAUGCUUUAAAUAUAAUCGAAAAUUUUCAAAUCAAUGCACGAAAAGUAGCUGGAUCAGCUAUGCCUGCAUCUGUAUUAGGUGCUGGUUUUUCAAGUUUCUCCAAUACUACUAAUAACUAUGGAUCAUCAUCGAAUUAUUCAAACAAUUCACUUGAUGCUUCUAUUUUUCAACCUACAUAUGGAUUCAAUCGUCCACCGAGUCCAAAUCCUCAACGGAAACAGCAGGCACCUACAGGUCCAACUUCGAGUGCAUUUCCAUCACGUGAACCACCACCGCCACCACUUCGUCCAAGUCCUGUACCUGGUUCAUUUGGUGGAAAUCCAUCAAAUUUACCAGCACCAAUUAUGCCACAGCCUGCUUCAAAUAAUAAAUUUCAAACAAAUACAUCAUCGAAUAAUACUAAUAAUAUAUUCUCGGAAUUAAAUGAAAAAUUGGCAAAAAAAGUAGCGCGAGCUCAGAGUACAGCGACAUCAUCAUCAUCAUCAUCAUCACAACCAUCAUCUAAUAUGUUUCACGGAUUAGAUCCGUUUGCUACACCUACAUCAUCACCUUUGUAUCAGAAUGGUACUUCAAACCCUCCAGUACCAGCACCGGCUAUGAAUCAACAAGGUAGAGCAAGUCCACAGCCUGGGGGCUUGCCACCACCUAUUUCGCCGAUUCGUCCAACACCAUCCAUUCCACCACGACCAUUCGAACGCCCACCAGUUCCUCAACGAAAUUAG